AUGGCCGCCAUCGGGCCGCGCGAGAAGUACGCCGACACCAUCCAGGAUCUCAUCGACGGUAACGUCCCUGUGGGCAUCCACGAUGGCGUCAUGUACGCCAUGCUGAUGGACAGCAUCUCCAACACGUCCGAACACCGGUCGCUGGUCUUGGUGGACUGCUUCAGGCACGUUCAGUACGUAGAGGACUGCCUGAAGCACCUGCUGGAGAGCCACGGCCGUUUCGCGCUCAUGCUGAACCAGCCCAAGAUGUUCAACAGUGUAUCGGCCAAGCACCGCGAACGCAUCCACCGCAUCGACGCGCCCUUCGCCAGGACCCCCGUCGUUGUGUACUUCAGCAGGGACUUCCCGCUGGUCGACGUUUUCUCGAGGGUCAUGAACCGGUUGCAGAGCUCGGGCAUCGUGGAGCAGGUGUACCUUCGCACCAUGAACUUCGGCGUGGCCGAGUUCCGGGAACAGGUGGUGGCCCAGAUGUCCGGGCCGUACCCCAUCAGCCUGUCGGUACUAGCACCCGUGCUGCGCUUCCUGGGGCUCAUGCUGCUGCCGCUGCCCGUGCUCUGCUUCCUGGGCGAGCUGCUGCUCGCCCGCGUUCUGGACAGGCACCACCGAAUGUUGCCGCCGCCCCGGACUUUCGGGCCGCCGUUCUCACUCAGCAUCGCCACACUCCACGUCUGA
Molecule: messenger RNA, 672 nt
Organism: Thrips palmi
Lineage: Eukaryota; Metazoa; Arthropoda; Insecta; Thysanoptera; Thripidae
Exons: 2
Coding region: 1-672 (223 amino acids)
Source: RefSeq, a predicted model, not a curated record